UAGUUGUUUAUCUUAUCUGUACGAUUUGCGAUUUUCACUAGUGUAAAUUUUGUGUUGUUUUUCGUAAUUAAAUAACCAUUUAUGACUCGAGUGUUUAGUGGCUCUUAAAAAAUUAAUCAUGUUCACUUUAAAAGUUGAAGAAUACAUCAUUAUAGCAGCAUUUUAUAUUAUAAUUAUAAUUGUGUUGCCAUCGUAAAAUACACGUAAUACCGAUCAUGGAUCCUAAUAAUUCAAAAACCGCACCAAGAACAAGCACUCCACCACCACCGUACGAUGAAGGCCCAGGAAUUUAUCCAGCAAGUUGUGUAUACUCUAAUGAAUACAUAACGCAACAUCAAAGUUUUACACCUGAGUGUAUAAUAGAAUCGACUUUGGGUCCAAUGCCAGUCCAUAUGUUUUGUCCGACGUGCCAUAAUUAUAUAAUUACCGAAACCAAUGAAUUGCCGUCAAACGAAGCGUAUUUAUGUUGCAUGCUAAUAUUUGUUGUAGGGUGUACAUUAUGUUCGUGUCUACCGUUCUUCAUGAAAUCUUUUCAAAAAGUUGACCACAAGUGUCCGCAGUGUACGUCUUACAUAGGAACGUAUAAACCAUGAAAAUUACGAUAUAUAACACUUGUAUAUGAAUUAUGUUUAGCAAACAAUUAUUUAAAACGUAUUGACAGUUUUAUAAUUUUAUUUCAAAUUUCAAGUGUAUAUAAUUAUUUCUACGUAAAAUAACAAGUAGCUUAUGCUAUUUGAAUUAAAUAUGUUUAACAUUUAAAAAAAAAAUACUAAUAAUAAAUAAUUAUAAUAAUUGUUAUGUGUAAUGACAUUCAGUAGUAUUAAUUAUACUAGUAAUUAUAUAAGUAAAUAAUCAAAUUUGUAUACAUGUAAUAUUUAUAAUUUAUAGAAAAUUUUUAAUAAACGAGUAAGUACACUAU
This is a messenger RNA of Rhopalosiphum padi (bird cherry-oat aphid), 919 nucleotides long. Its product is annotated as lipopolysaccharide-induced tumor necrosis factor-alpha factor homolog. The coding region runs from base 216 to 593 and encodes 125 amino acids. The record is from RefSeq and is a predicted model, not a curated record. NCBI's taxonomy places the organism in Eukaryota, Metazoa, Arthropoda, Insecta, Hemiptera, Aphididae. The transcript is spliced from 4 exons. Gene Ontology annotation, molecular function: zinc ion binding.